ACUUGUAUGUAUCCCUUCUCUCUCUCUCUCUCUCUCUCUCUCUCUCUCCUGUUAUGAAGACGGUGCGAUCGAGCCAAGUGGCAAUUUUGGUGCUUGUUAUGGCAGCCGUGUUGGGGUACUCUGCCACGGCGAAGGGAGGAGCGGCGGAGUAUGUAUCGGCGGUGGGAGAUCCGGGCAUGAAGAGAAACGGUCUUCGUGUGGCGUUCGAGGGCUGGAACUUCUGUAAUGAAGUUGGGGCUGAGGCGCCCGGAAUGGGAAGUCCCAGGGAAGCUGACUGCUUUGACUUGAAAAGCACUACUCUUCCUAUACAAGACGGUUCCGAGAAAGUCGAUCAUGAAGUUGUUCACCUUGUAAACGAGCAAGAAAACAAAAUGGGAGCAAAUCAGAGCGGCGAUAACGUGGACCUCUACGCUGUCAAGAAAGAGUUAUAUCUCGGUGCCAAAUGUGAGGUUAAGGACACACCGAAUCCAUGGCAUUAUUGGAUGGUGAUGCUCAAGAAUGGCAACUUCGACACCAAGUCGGGUCUCUGCCCCUCCAAUGGAAAGAAGGUCGGGCCCUUCCCACCAGAAUCUCGAUUCCCCUGUUUUGCUGAGGGAAAAUGCAUGAACCAGCCGCUUCUAUUCCACAACUACACUGCUUUCUCAGACAAUGAAGACAUGCUUCGAGGAAGUUUGUAUGGUACUUAUGAUCUCGACGCCGAUAUUAGCAGAGGAUUGGAUAACAUCUCUUACUACUCGGUGGUAUGGGAGAAGAAAUUUGGUAAUGGUGAGGAUGAAGGGUGGAAGUUUCAUCACUAUCUCAGGACUUCGCAGAAGUAUCCUUGGCUUAUGCUGUACCUCAGGUCAGAUGCUACCAAGGGCCUCUCUGGCGGGUAUCACUAUCCUGGCUGUGGGAUGACUAAGAUUAUCCCACAGUCACCUGACUUCAAAGUACGCUUAAGAUUAGAUAUAAAGCAAGGGGGUGGACCAAAGAGCCAAUUUUACCUACUUGACAUGGGUAGUUGCUGGAAGAACAACGGUGAACCCUGCGAUGGCAAUGUAGAGACUGAUGUAACCCGGUACAGUGAAAUGAUCCUGAACCCAGACACCGAUGCUUGGUGCCACAAAGACAGCCUUAACAAUUGCCCACCCUAUCACACCUUUCCCAAUAGCAGUCGUAUCCACCGCAACGACAGUACCAAUUUCCCCUAUGAAGCCUACCACAUGUACUGUGCCCCUGGGAAUGCCCAGUAUCUUGAACUGCCACACAAUCUCUGCGAUGCUUAUAGCAACCCACAACCACAAGAGAUUUUGCAGAUCCUCCCACAUCCUGUAUGGGGUCCUUAUGGGUACCCUACAAAGAAAGGGGAGGGGUGGAUUGGUGAUCCUAAGACGUGGGAACUUGACGUUGGUGGGAUGUCACAAGAUCUAUACUUUUAUCAAGAUCCAGGCACCGUACCAGUGAAGAGGAGUUGGACGUCACUAGAUGUUGGUACAGAGAUUUAUGUUAGUGAGAAUCAGGUGGCUGAGUGGACUCUCAGCCAAUUUGAUAUUCUUGUCCCGAAGGAAUUGGUGGCAUUAGGAUGAAUGGAUGCUACUUUGGUUGAGGAAUUAAACUUCUUAUUCUUGAAGGCUCAAUUCUAUAAUUUCUUUUUUGUUCUGUACAUUUAUAUUUAUUGUUUUGUCUUAGGCUU
Messenger RNA from Dendrobium catenatum, 1672 nucleotides. RefSeq lists its product as uncharacterized. Bases 54 to 1565 code for a protein of 503 amino acids. Lineage: Eukaryota; Viridiplantae; Streptophyta; Magnoliopsida; Asparagales; Orchidaceae. The record is from RefSeq and is a predicted model, not a curated record. The transcript has 3 exons.